Parasteatoda tepidariorum (common house spider) is the source of this 687-nucleotide messenger RNA. RefSeq lists its product as uncharacterized. The record is from RefSeq and is a predicted model, not a curated record. NCBI's taxonomy places the organism in Eukaryota, Metazoa, Arthropoda, Arachnida, Araneae, Theridiidae.
AAUCAGAUUGCAAAAUCGAACAUUCACAAAAAUCUGUUUAUGUCUAACGCUGCUAUCGAAAACAUUCAGUCUGUUAUUAUUAUUUUUAAGAUAACUCCAAGUAGUUUGUUUUUGUUUCCUUCUCAUUAAUGAAUUCAAAAGCUUAUAAAUCGAUCUAUAAUACAUCCUUGUGAGGAAUAUUUAACCAAGUUAACAGAUCAAUAUAAAAGUAGAAUUUCUCCUCCUCUUACCUAAAUAUUGUUUGAUUGAAUAUCCAUAUGGUGGCAAAUAUGAAAAUUGGUGAUGCACAAAAAUACUGGUUUACUUUUCUUGUCAUCUACAUGUUAUUCCUCAUGGUGAAUGCAUAUGACGAAACCUACGUUCAAGAACUUGACACGGAAAAUGGGUAUUGUGACACAGAGGAAUUUGGUCAGAUUCCUGUCUAUGGGGAAGAAUAUGAUGACAAUUCUUGUAGGGUAGCCAGGUGUGGACCUGGUCGUCUCCUAGUAGAUAGUUGCGUUAAAGUCGCAGUUAGAGGAAGUAAAUGCAGAAUAGUAAAAGGAGAGGGCCAUUAUCCUCAUUGCUGCCCUAGACCAGAAUGUUCAUAAUGAAAAUUAUUUUCGAGGAUGGAAUGUACAAAUUCUUCUGUUAGCUGUCUUUCGUUAUUUUUAUUCUAAGACUACGGAAUAAAAAUUAGAAAGAAGUGGU